AUGGCUGAUAUUUUGCCAUUUGAAACUGUUCUAAAAGAAAUAUAUUUGAAUAACAAUGAUUCAGAAUUAUCCCCGAAUCGUCCGCUUUACUCCAGUAGCGACGAAGAAGAGCCAAAAUAUGAUUUCAUCGGAGAAACUGUCAAUAUCUUCGCCACUUGUGAUGAGUUAGGUCAAAAUAAGGUGCAUUUUGCUCACGAAGCAAGGAAAUACUUGAAUGAACUCUACAGGAUGCAUGUCAAAGGAAGCGAAACUUUAACAAUGAGCCGUUCAUUGCUAAACACUGGAGCCAUUUUAAAAGAUGAAGCUCGUACUUGGCUGGGUUAUAUUCAAAGGCGAUUAAUCGCGAGGCCACGGAUACGAAAACCAUGGUAUUUUGAAUUUACAAGAGAUAUCCCCAAGGAAAUUUUCUUAGCACUCAAAGAUGCACUCAGGUCUACAAACAAUCCAAACUUGCUGACCGACAUUAACAUGGAUGGCAAUCGGAAAGCCUUCGUAAUUAGUGUGACAUCACUGGCCCGUGUUGUAAGUUUACUUACAGAAUUAACUGAAUUUAGCAAUAGAAAUGUUAAAUCAUAUUGUUAUUGUUAUUGUAUUUUAAUUUCACAUCCCUUAAAAGGCUUUUCAGCGAAAUUUUACAUAAUUGAUCUAAAUUUUUAUACACCAUAAUAAUAGAGACACACACAUAACAACACACAGUCACACAACACACACACACACACACACACACACACACACUUGGUAUUACUACACAAAUAUAUAUGCUAAGGAAAGUGACCAGAAGGAAAGGCAUAGCAAAAGUCAUUGUUUCUAAUGUUAAGGAUUUUGCGUUGGUGUAUAAAUUUGCCAAAAGACAAAUAUAAACUGCUAUUAUGGAUUCGUGGAAUAUUUAUGGUUUCCCUCAGCAUGACUAAACAGUCUAAAAUGUCAUGUCUUGAACAAGUAUUGUAUAUAGUUUUAUUUUAACCUGUUACUGUUUACAAAAUCUACGUACUGUAUGACAUCCUGCCCAGUCGAAAUGGCCUGAUUAUAUGAUAUGUCCACAUUCAGCACAAUUUUUGUAGCAGUGAUCCUGCUACCGGGUGGAAAUGAUACUGAACUGAAUUGCACAUGCCGCCAGGAUCCCACAGAACAAGCUGUUAAUUCUGGCAAGCAGGGUCAUAUAAACAGGCCAUUAUAAGAUAUAACGUCCAGAGAAAUAGAAACAGUAGAAUAUUAUUAAUGUUUAUUUAUAAGGCCACACAUUACACAAUCGAUGUAAUUAUUAUAUGUAUAAUAAUAACAUUGUUUAUGCAACAACCUCAUGUAUAUUCAAAAAACUUUGCUUUGUUUAUUUUUAGCCCAUUGAGUCGUACUGCACCCUGGUGCGCCCUACCUUAGUAUUUUACUCUAUCUAACGCCAGACGAUUUUACUCGUUAAGGGGAGAGCGCAGGCGUUUAAUGUGUUAACUGGCCUAUCUGCCCAUGUGUCUAGUUAACCCAUUGAGUUCCAUUGCACGCUGAUGCACCCUACCUUAGUAUUUUACACUGUCUAACGCCAGAUGAUUUUACUCGUCAAGGGGAGAGCACUGGCGCUUAAUGGGGUAGUAUAAGUGAAACACCACAAAAUCUUGAUUAACCACUAAGUUUAUCUGUUUAACCAAACAUCUAAUUUUAUAUCUUGAUCAAACGCACUGUAAGUUUGUCUGUUUAUCCGGUCCUCGCCUAUUUCCAGAUCGAAUAGAGAAGGGCUCAAAACAUUGAGAAUUUGUAUGAUUUAUAUAUCUUUCAGGUCAUCAGAUUAUUUACCGCUCCCUCUGUAGCAAUAAAAUCACAAAGUGAUACUGAGCAUCGCAUUAUAGUCAAUUGUAGUAAUGAAAUAUAUGUCCCUAAAGCCUUGGAAGGUACGUUAGGAAAAGUCUCUCGAGUAAACUUUUAUCAAAUCUUCCUUGACUUCCGGAUACAAUUAAUUAAUCACUAAUCGACCUGAAUGCUAUGCUACAGUAUCACUUAUAAUGAUAGAGAAAAGUAAUAGAUAA
Paramuricea clavata is the source of this 2015-nucleotide messenger RNA. NCBI's taxonomy places the organism in Eukaryota, Metazoa, Cnidaria, Anthozoa, Malacalcyonacea, Plexauridae. The record is from the annotation of a GenBank genome assembly.